UGAGGAUGCAAAUAUAUAUUGAAAAAGAGGCACCAAAAUCUCUCUCGCUUAAUGAUACGGAGUCUAGCGAAUUUGAUUCAUCUAAUCAGUCGCGAGUGCAAAAAUUUCCUUGCCAAUUGAGAAAAAAUAACCUGUGAACUUUUGAAUUUAGUGCGGGGCUUUAGUUUGUGCAUCAGGAUUUCAUUGUGCAUCUUAUUUGCACUGUGAAAGAUUCGUCCGAGUUUCGAUUGGAGAAUUGGAAAUGUCAAAGUCAGUGUGCGAAGAAAAUGAUGGCGAAGUAGUUACACUUUUUGCUGGUGUGGAGAAGUGAAAAAGGAAUGAUCUUUUGUGCAAAAGAGCCGUAAAGUGGCCGGGGCAAGUUGGAGCUACGGAGUACCGAAACAAAAGUAGGAUCAAAAAAUACCCGCAAGUGACGGAAAAAUUCCAUUUCAUGAAGAAAGGAAUUCAAGUAUCUUGUAAAUAAUCUAUGGAUUAUGUUUAUCUUGUACAUUGUCAGUGUAUAGAAUAACUAGGUGAUAAAAUGUGUAAACAGUAGAAAUUCAGUGUUCAGUGACGUAAUUGUAGCAAUCGCAGGUUAAACGUUAACUCGGACGAGAUUUUACAUCAAAAAGUGAAUACUGAGCAAACCAAAAUCUAUACGGACAUACGAACAGUUAGGCUUUGUAGGUUCUCAUCUUGAGAAAUGACAAUGACAAUGGCACUGUACGAGAUGGCGCUGGGCCUGUGGCCUUCGACUGGCAUGGUCCAUUCUCAUUGAUUCGGAAGUCUUCUUGGCUGGUUGGUAGAUAUGUGCUCCUACUUGUAAGUUGAUCAAUUCGCUUGGGUGGGGGACAUGUGGAUCCUACUAGUUGUCGACUCUUUUGAUCGUGAGUAUGAGGCUAGUUCAGGAAAGGAGUGCAGGACUGGCACCUAAGAGAUAGAAAUCGUAACGCCACUGUUAAAGUAUCGGAAGAAUACUAUAAAAUAUCCACAACUUAUACCAAAAACAUGGAUGCCAAAGCAGCUACUACAGCACCUACAUCGUAUCCCGCGACACCACCAUACGCGAAAGGCGCACGGUCAUCGCAUCAGUAUUUUAGUCUAAGAUGGAACAACUAUCAGUCGAACAUGACAUCAGUUUUUCACGAACUUUUGGAGACACAGUCCUUCGUUGAUGUCACGUUAGCGUGCGAAUUUAAUUCGUUGAAAGCUCACAAGGUGGUGCUUUCAGCUUGCUCAGCAUAUUUUCAAAAAAUAUUGCUAGACAAUCCAUGUAAACAUCCAACGAUUAUUCUACCAGCAGACAUAUGCUUUUCAGAUCUACAAUUUAUCAUCGAAUUUGUGUAUCGUGGAGAGAUUGAUGUUUCAGAGGCAGAAUUACAGAGCCUUUUGCGAACUGCAGAGCAGUUAAAGAUUAAAGGAUUGUGCGAAGUAAGCGAACCACAGUACGAACAGGAUUUCUCGCCAUCAAUCAAACGUUACAAACCGUACCGUUCGCGAUCCCCAGACAAUCGUCACCCACCUCCUCCAGGAUCGCUGUCGUCAACAAACACACGAAACAACAAUACUUCCUCCUCGCAAAGCAACAAUAACCAAAGCGGACAGGAUUCCAAAAGUGGCCAUAAGUCAUCAUCAGGCAGAAGCCAUAGCAGUAAUUCAGAAUCGGCCCCGGCAGAUAAUGGAUCAUCGCCUGUAGUCGUGCUAGAAUCACGUGAUUUAACCGCGACGCCCAGCAAAGAAGGAAAAGGCAAAAUGACUAGCCUCGGAAUGGGAGUUGGCAUAAACGGAUCCGUUAUGGGCGUCUCGAUGGGAUACCUGGAUUUUGCCCCGGAACCUCCAGCGCCAACAGCGACACCGGUGACAGAACAUGUUGAUAUCAAUUGUGCUCCUAGCCACGACACACGUGAUCUGUCCAGUAAGUAUUCAAUCUCAAACAAUGGCGAUAUUCGGGUCAAGUUCGAAACGCUUCGGUCACUUGAUCCACAGGAUGCGAUACAGUUGGACAACCAAGUUGCCCACCAGAUGCAUUCGCAAACCCAGCAGCAGUUACAACACCAGCAAAUGUUGCACCAACAGCAGCAACAGCAUUUAUUACAACAGCAACAUCAACAACAGCAACAGCAGCAGCACCAGCAUCAACAACAACAACAGCAACACCGACAGACGCCUCAACCCCAACAAGUCGAUCAGCGAAUGUCACCUCAUCAACCAUCGCCCCAGCAACCACCUCAACAUCAGCAACACGUUUUACUAAUCGAUCAGCAGUCGCAACACUCACACCUCUCCACCCAUAGUCCAGCGUCAAACGCUUCGAGUUCAUCUAGCCAACAUCAUCCGGAAAAUCUGGUCACUGUCGCAUCUACAACAGACAACGGUACACAAAUGGAGAUGAAAACGCGAAUCACCCUAAAACAAGAGAUUAUGACUGAAGCAGAACACCAGCAACAUCAGCAGCACCAGCAACAGAUGGAAGUGGAACAGGACCAAUCGUCAAUGCAUGGAAUGGUCGUGACACCAGAGAUCUCAGGAAUGAUGAACCAGAGUCAGAUGAGUGACAUAUAUCAAUCAGAUGCCAGCGAAGAUUCAAAAGUUGGUAUUCUGGAUGGCUCGGCGAUGCAGUACACCAAUCUGACCAGUCCGAAUGCUAGUGAUCCUAAGACACCAAGCGGUCCUAAAACGUGGACGGCAGAGGAUAUGGAAUCAGCGUUGGAUGCGCUGCGCACCCAUAAUAUGAGUUUAACAAAGUCUAAAAAAACUAAAUUAAAGGCUUCCGCUACAUAUGGCAUACCUUCGACGACACUAUGGCAGAGAGCGCAUCGGCUUGGUAUCGAUACACCGAAGAAGGAAGGACCAUCCAAAACGUGGAACGAAGACUCGUUAAACAGUGCCCUGGAAGCAUUGCGAACCGGAACGAUAUCAGCCAAUAAGGCAUCGAAGGCAUUUGGUAUUCCCUCUUCUACUCUAUACAAGAUUGCCAGACGCGAGGGUAUCCGGCUGGCAGCACCGUUCAACGCAGCACCCACUACUUGGUCUGCCGAAGAUCUAGACCGUGCCUUGGAAGCGAUCCGUGCUGGUCAGACGUCCGUGCAGAAGGCUAGCACGGAGUUUGGUAUUCCCACCGGUACGCUUUAUGGACGUUGCAAGCGAGAAGGAAUCGAAUUAUCCCGAUCCAACCCGACGCCCUGGUCCGAAGAUGCAAUGAUGGAAGCCUUAGAAUCUGUAAAGCAAGGACACAUGUCGAUAAACCAAGCUGCCAUCCAUUACAAUCUGCCUUACAGUUCACUGUACGGACGGUUUAAGCGUGGCAAGUACGAUACACCAAACAGCGCCAAUUCACAUUCGAAUCAUGGUGGAGGAGGCGCGGGCGGAGGUGGUAACGUCGGCGGCAUCGGCGGAAUAGGAGGCAAUGUGGUGACAACUGCGGCAACGAUGGCCGGCGUUACCAGCAGUCCGCAGAUGGAGUUUAAAAUAGAACCUCAACAUAAUGAACAUAGUCCAGAGAAUACGCAACAUUAUAAUCCUGCGCUAACAACAUCACUAACAACGUCGUCCGCGCCGCCAUCGACGCAAACCCACCACGUCGUACCGUCACCAUCGCCAGUCAACAUCCACAUCAUUAACGCCAAUCAUCACCAUCAUCAGCUACAGCCGACUCCGCCGCCGCAUCAAACUAUAGCGACGACGCAUCACACGCUGCAGGGAGCGCAACCGCAAUUGAUCCAGCAUCACAUCAUUCCGCAGCAACACCACAUCAUCUACCAGCAACCGCUGCAACAGCUCCAACAACAACCGCAGUACCAUCCGAUGUAUCACAUCAUCAAGCAAGAGAACGAUAGGAGUUGAAACUAUCGAUAUGCAGCAUCAUCGCCACCGUCAGCGUCUCCUUCGUCAUCGUCGUCGCCAUUGGCAACAUACUCAUCAGUUAGUGGCGGCGAACAGAAGCAUUUGCAGCAUCUGCACCACAUGCAUCACUACCAUCAGCUGCAACGUCAUCAUCCUCAGCCACCACCACCACCACCACCUGUUCCUCCUUCCAUCCCUCGUUACUAUGAUCGCAGUGAUUCGUUCGCUGAACGACUUUUGUUACCUUCCACCGCUGUGCCUGAUCAUCAUAGUAGUCAGGCACAAAACAGUGUAAAUGACAGAACCUUUUACUACGAAUAUCAUGGUGUGUAUACUGGUGAUCAUUGUAACCGUGGCGCUAGAAAACGAAGGAGGCACAGUCGAACGGCAGGUGAUGAUGUUGUUGAUGAUGAUGAUGAUGACGGUCAUGGUAGCGCUGAUCCAGUAGUAGUACGUGAUGCAGAGCGAUAUGUCAAAUUUCGUUACGUCGAUCAAGAUGGUUAUUAUAAUAAUAAUAAUAAUAAUAAUAAUAGUAACGACGAUAGUAACAAUAAUAGUAGCAGUAGUAGCAUUCGAAAUGGCAAAGUAAAAACAGAAAACGUAUAAAAAGGAAAAAACAUGACUCUUCCAUUGUAAUGAAAUAUUGUAUUCGAUUGUACACAAGUAGAAGGCAGAAGUUGUUAUCAAUUAUGAGAUAAAAAGGAUAUUAUUUUAGAUAAGCGAAGAGAAGCAGUAUGAUUGUCUGGCUCUCAGGAUUUAAUUUUUUAUGUUUUCCCCAUAAUUUGCAUUUUUUUAUAUUUAUAUUUUUUCGAUAGAGAGGAGCUUAAAAUAUUCUUCCAAGAGAUGCAAACUGUCUAAAAGUGUGAAACUGACAACUGAUAUUGUUAUAUUAUUACUUACUAGUUCGUAGUGGAAAACACUAUAUUGAAAAUGAACGAUAAUCACUCAUUAUUUUUAAUGACGACUUUGUUUGCACUCUAUACACACAUAAUUCCCUUUCUUGCUAUGAAUAAAAUUGCAUCAUAGAAGCAACAAAAUCCGCUUUGGCACAACCGUUUCCGCAUACGCUGUCAUACAAAUACAAAUCACAGAAGAUCUGUUAGUAAACAAAUGUUUGUUUGAGCUUAUAAUUUGUUGAUCAAUGAUGCAUCCAAGUUGAGACAGUAACAACAGUACAUAUUUUAAAUAGACAACCGCAGUUUUUCUUUUUAUGAAAAAGUAAGGUUUGAUUAUUCUUAUUUUUUAUCAUCGUUACUUUUUAGCGUUUUAUAAUUUAUAUAAAUAAUAUGAGUGUCUUUUUUCGUUCAUAGAAUCAAAGGAAAACUAGCGAUAAAUAAUAUAAUUCAGAUAGAAGCAGUGUGUGCGCACCCAUAUCAAAACAAAAUAAAGAAUGAAGCUAUAAGUAACUAGAUUUAUGUUUUUUUUUGUAAUGUUUUCUUCAACACAGUUAAUGCAAAGCUUUUUCGCAUAACCUCCAUCUAAACAAUGUUUGGUUUGGGAAACGUGGACCGUCCGUUUCCCUCGGAAAGCACACAAAGAUCAAAAGUUAUACUAUAAUUUUGUUUUACAAGAAACUUUGUUUAUUUUACUGUAAAUAUGUCGUCGCUGUUGUGCUAUCUUAUCCAAAAAUUCCCUUUUGGGGUAACUGAGUUAUAUAUGUCACGUUACUUGUCUUAAAAAUCUCUACAAAGUGGCGUUAUUGGAAUUUUGAAAUUCUGUUGGGUUACCGAGAUGUAGCGAAAAACGUGAUGAGAAAUUGUGGAGUUUAGACGUUUUUCGGUAUAAAAAUAUUAGAGAAACACAACACACUAAAAAUUUCCAAAAUAAAAAAUACAUAUGGGCAUUGUGAGAAAAAUGCAGUUUUUGUUUUAGGCUGGAAAUUAUGAAAAUUUGGCAACACAAACCAAAAAUUACCAUUUUUCUACACUAUGCUAUAUUUCUUCCAGUGGAGAAAAAAUUAAUUAAGAACUAUUUUUUCUCCACUGAGGAGAAAAUUGAUUUAAACCGUGUUUGCGCGUUAAGAGGACAAAACCUAUAACUAAAUUAAUUAAGGAAUUUGCCUUUCAACUUAGUUUCAUCAGAAUUCGACACUAACUUAAUGAGCUAGCUUCGUCCUGUUACUAAGAUAGUAUCAGAUUCUGAUGAGAAGAAGUCAAAACCCAAAUUCUAAUAUUUUUUUAGAUUUCUUGACAAUUUUUUUUAUCAAAGUGCAUCUCACCCAUUUGUUUCUAAAUAAAAUAAAAUCGCAGAGUUAAUUUUUAAUGCUUUAUUUGUUAAUAAUUGAUACUUCAUUUGUAUAGACAAUUUUCCAUGCAUAGUAUAGUGGUAGAAAAAGUUUUUCGUGCGAUAAUGCGCCAACCGGGUUUUGAAAAUAGAAGCAAAAACAAGAAAUUUAUUUCGAUUAGAUUUACCAAAAAAAAUUUAUUUGUUUAUUGCCUUGAGUUUUAUUUAAACUUUUUUUUGUGCUAGCUUAGGUUGUAAUAAUCAACACUGCACAGUUUUGACACGUCAUACUUAUGGUACGUGUGAACGUGACUUUUUUACAUUUUUAGCAAAAACUCUCAAUAUAGUCAACCGAUCUGCGCAAUAGAUCAGAACAGAUAGAUAGGCAUCAAUUGGCUUAACUGAAUUGUUGUUGAAAUCUAUGAAUAGUACACGGCUCACAGAAGCCGUGGAAUAGUAGACAUUCAAAAAUUUCGAGAUAUUCAAUCUCAAACUUUUAAAAUCGUUUUUCUUGAAAUGUUCUAAAUGGCGCUUGUCAUAAGGUAGCACAACAGUGACGAUGUGCUUUUGAGAGAUAAAAAAAGAGAUAGAAAUUAGUGAUUAAAUCAGGUAGUCAGAAGCAGUUCUGAUCUUGACGUGGAAUGAUAAAAACACUUUUCUUUGCUCGUCCCUGCUUCAUAGCUUCCUUGGAUGUAGAUUUCAGUUGUGGCGCCGUAAGAGGAUUCACACAAAGAAAAGACGACAAUCGCUAAAAGCGUUUGAAUCAUGGCACAUCAGGGUUAGGGCUGUCGAAUGCAAGCAUGAUGCAAGCUGAUAUGAGACUGCGAUGGUGAAGGAACAAAAGAUUCAUACACACUUAUACCCCACUAUUAAAGGUGUAAUCGUCGAUUAUUUCAAAGCGGCGAAAACCAUCCCAAAAAACAGGAACUGGGAUUUUAAUUUGCAGGGCGACUGAGUCAGAGUGCAAUGGUCGAUUUGUUGAAAUCAAAGAUAAAUAUAAAAUAAACUUGAAAAUUGCAGUGCAUAGAAAAAUGUGAACACUUUAAGGUUCAAGUUACCUUUUUUAAGCAUGUGUUAGAAUUGAACGCUUGGUAGUGUGCGUAGGAAAAUUUGUGCUCAGCUUUGCCACCGGAUUAUCCAUUUAAACCUUUUUAAAACUCUAAAAGAAGAAUAUCAGUCGAUUUAUUAGAUCAUCACGAUUCAAUUCAUGCAAAAUACCUGCUGGAAAAACCAUCGGCUUAGCUAAAUGGUGCUUUUGAAAAAGUGGCUGUGGUUUUUUCAUUGCGCAGUUGUGUUGCGUACCCCAGCUCGGUGUGGUAGUGUGAUAAAAAAUCACAGCCACUUUUUCAAAAGCACCAUUUAGCUAAGCCGAUGGUUUUUCCAGCAGGUAUUUUGCAUAAAUUGAAUCGUGAUGAUCUAAUAAAUCGACUGAUAUUCUUCUUUUAGAGUUUUAAAAAGGUUUAAAUGAAUAAUCUGGUGGCAAAGCUGAACACAAUUUUUCUUACGCAUACUACCAAGCCUUGAGGUAACUUGAGCCUUAAUUAGAUUUUAUCAUAGAAAGAUGAAAGUAUGAAAUAAAUAAACUGCGAGUAAAACUAGCGAUUUAUGAGAUUGAACGAUUAGAAAUCAUUGAAUCCUUAGAGCGUAGAUAGAAAACCUUUUUCUCCAACACAAAGCAUACACACUUUUCCUUGGUGAUAGGCAUUUCAUCAUCGAGAUCCAUUCGAGCUCGCUAGGUUGAAAUUGAAAAUAUACCAGAACUGAACUACCCUCUUGUUUAGCAUGAGUAAGGGAACCUUUACUCAAAUUUCUUUUAUGUGUAUUUUUAUUUCCAACCGCCAAGUGGAGGAAGCAAAAACAAAUCAUAGGUACAUUUAGUUGUUAGUUGAAUACCGAAUGGAAUAACACACAGACACAAAUGAUUAAUUUUAUGUAAUUCGGUGUAUCUAAGAUGCGUCCUGAGCAGUCGGUUAAAACGCAGGCAAGAGAAAAACUAAGUGAAUACAAGUAUGUUGACUGUCGGAAUAAUUCCGUCAAAAAUACAUCUUUUGUGUUUUAUUUCGUAAUUUUGCAGUCCUUUUUGUUCUGUUCGAAGCCCUUCCGUCUCCUUCCUCCAUACGAACUUGGGUAUACAGGCGGUGUUGAUAAUCAUGCUGAAUGCAUUAAAAUCUUUCUAUCUAUCCAAAAUUAAAACCCCAGUAAACCUUUACUUAUGCGCAGGAUAUGACACCAUAGCCCUUUCAAAGUAGCCUCAUAGCAAGCCCAGGUUAAUCAAAAAUCUUUGUGGUUUAGCGAGUGGAUAACUUUAACAGAGACUCGGUAAUAUGAAUCAAAAGAAAUUACAGCAAAAUCAGUUAUAGCGGAAUAGCGUCAUAUUUAGGCGACAAAAUUAGUGAAACAAAUAAACAAUAACAAAAAAGUAAAUAACUUAAAGGGGAAAUCUAUUCAAAGCAGUAUGCAGUACAGUAGAAACAGAACUCGUGUAAAUUUUAAUAAGAAAAUCGUGAAAACAGCAGUGGUAAUAAAAACAGAGGAGCAGUAACAUACAACUGAUAUGUGUACAAAAUUAAACAAGAAAAAUAUAUACAUGCAUACAUUAUAUUAUAUACAUAUUAUAUGUGAAAAUGAAAACAAGCAGGAUAUUUUAAUUGAAA
Topomyia yanbarensis is the source of this 8699-nucleotide messenger RNA. RefSeq names its product longitudinals lacking protein, isoforms J/P/Q/S/Z (gene psq). Lineage: Eukaryota; Metazoa; Arthropoda; Insecta; Diptera; Culicidae. Gene Ontology annotation, molecular function: protein binding; DNA binding. The record is from RefSeq and is a predicted model, not a curated record. The coding region runs from base 988 to 3822 and encodes 944 amino acids. Gene Ontology annotation, cellular component: nucleus. The transcript is spliced from 11 exons. Gene Ontology annotation, biological process: regulation of transcription by RNA polymerase II.